GCUCCCGGAGUCCCCCUCCCGCCGCGCCCGAGGCGGCUCCCUCCCUCUAUUGCCCGUAUCCCCCACUCCCCCGCCUCGGCCAUGGAAGAGGCAUCCCGGCUGCUGGCGGGUCUCGCUCCUCCUCCUGGGGCCGCCGGAGAUCCCUCGCCCCACAGACUUCAAGCGCCUCCAGGCCCACCCCAGCCCCAGGGAGCCCCCGGACUUCAGGACACGGGUGACAUCUUGCAGCAGAUUAUGGCCAUCACCGAUCAGAGCCUGGACGAAGCACAGGCCAGGAAACAUGCCUUGAAUUGCCACCGAAUGAAACCUGCUCUUUUCAGUGUGCUAUGUGAUAUUAAAGAAAAAACAGUCACCAUGAUAAUAGCAGGUGAUGCCUUUUAUGCUGUGUCUGGCAUAAAAUCGUUUAGCAGUCUCAGCAAACUGAGAGCGGAGGGAAAUGAUAUGUAUGGAAUACUGAAAGGAGAGGUAGACGAACUGGAUCUCUAUCUCAUGCUUCAAAGUAUAGAUGAAGAAAGGGGAGAAAACUUGGCAGAAAUAAUGAGAGUAUCUUUAGCAGAAGCACCAGUGAUAACCAAAGGCAAGCUGAUGAAAGGAAUAGAUGGAGAGUUUCGAGUCUUUAUAAAAUAUGCAAUGAAUAACAAGUUGCAAAGAGAAGUUCACAUAAGACAUGUCAAGAAAACACUUAGAAUACAGAUCCUAACAGGAAUUAUUAUUGUGUUACAGGUCUCCAACUGGUUUGGUAACAAGAGAAUCCGCUACAAGAAAAAUAUGGGAAAAUUCCAGGAAGAGGCCAAUAUUUAUGCAGCCAAAACAGCAGUAGAUGCUACCAAUGUGGUAGCUCAGGGGAACCAAACAAGCUCUCCCCCAACCCCAAAUUCUGGUUCCUCUGGGUCAUUUAAAAUGACAAAUUCUGGAGAUUCCUUUAUAAACCUGCAGUCACUAAGUUCUUACCAGAAUUCACCAGUGGGAGCCAAUGUGCAGUCUCAGAUGGAUUCCUUACACCAUGUCAUACACCAGGCAGGAAGAUAUGACAGCAUUGUGGGAAACCCCUUAUAUUCGACACAGCGCAUUGAUGCUAAUGGCAGCUGGCAGGACGCUACUACCCCUUCAUCAAUCACUUCACCUACUGGAGAUCCAGGAAGCAUUAAUUCAGAUGCAUCUAAUUAAAUGUUUUAGGACCUGUUGAGGAGAGGAAAGAGGUCAUUAGUGUAUCUUGUCAAUGUUGCUCUUUUUUUGCCAAUACUUUUGAUUCUACAACUUGACACACACACAGCUAAUUACCUCAGAUAAAAUAAAAAGAAAAAUGAAAACCAAUGGAAGAUUGUGAUUAUAUAUGGACACCUCUCUACCUCUCGGCAUGAUGUGCUUGAGUUCUUCUUACGUCUGCCCUUUGGGUUCUAAAAGAACUGGCUUCAUUUACCAAAACAAAUUGUUUUUAAAAAAAACGAAUUACCACUUUUAUGCUUAAGAGUUGACUCCAUUUUUCCAGUUUUAAAAAAAUGCAACUGAUUUUAGUUUCUAUGUGUUUUUACUAUAAAAAUUCUGUUUUAGAUGCUAGUUACUAACAAAUAGCCCCUCUUGUAUUGUAAUUGUAUGCGUUAUCUGUAUUGUAAUUUUCUAGAGGAAGACUCUAUCUUUGAACUCAUUAACCAGAACAGGCUAUUGCUUUACCAAAAUGAUUAUUGGACUUUGCUCUUUGAAUAGAAACUUCAUCUUCUGUCACUCUCAUGUAGCUCUAAUUUAAUGUCUUAGAGUAUACACAGACUUGUCUGUGAAUAGAUUUUUGUACAUCUAGGAAAAUGUUAGUAGCAAAGUCAUCACUUUCAGUUUAAAUUUAUCAAAGAAUAAACUUCCAAAGUCUUUUUUUC
Messenger RNA from Thamnophis sirtalis, 1868 nucleotides. NCBI's taxonomy places the organism in Eukaryota, Metazoa, Chordata, Lepidosauria, Squamata, Natricidae. The record is from RefSeq and is a predicted model, not a curated record.